AUGGCUCAGCAAUCAUCAUCAUCUUCUAACAAUAUAGUAGGAGUACAUUAUAAAGUAGGUAAAAAAAUCGGAGAAGGUUCAUUUGGUAUAAUCUUUGAAGGUAUAAAUAUCCUAAAUAAUCAACAAGUUGCUAUAAAAUUCGAACCUCGAAAAUGUGAAGCACCACAAUUAAGAGAUGAGUAUCGAUCUUAUAGAAUUCUUCAUGGAUGUAAGGGAAUUCCUCAAGCUUAUUUCUUUGGUCAAGAAGGUGUUCAUAAUAUAUUAAUUAUUGAUCUUUUAGGACCUUCAUUAGAAGAUUUAUUUGAUUGGUGUCAACGUAAAUUUUCUAUAAAAACUGUUGUACAAAUAGCAAAACAAAUGAUUGAAAGAGUUGAAACUAUUCAUGAAGAUAAUUUAAUAUAUCGUGAUAUUAAACCUGAUAAUUUUUUAAUUGGUAAACCAGGAACUCCUCAAGCUAAUCAAGUUUAUAUUGUUGAUUUUGGUAUGGCAAAACAAUAUAGAGAUCCAAAGACAAAACAACAUAUACCAUAUCGUGAAAAGAAAGCAUUAAGUGGUACUGCAAGAUAUAUGUCAAUAAAUACUCAUUUAGGUCGAGAACAACUGCGAAGAGAUGAUUUAGAAAGUUUGGGUCAUGUUUUUAUGUAUUUCCUUAGAGGUUCAUUACCUUGGCAAGGUUUAAAAGCUCCAACUAAUAAACAAAAAUAUGAAAAAAUUGGAUUAAAAAAACAAACAACCACUUUAAAUGAAUUAUGUUAUGGAUUCCCAAUUCAAUUCAGUCAAUAUAUGUCAUAUGUAAGGAAUUUAAAAUUCGAUGAAACUCCAGAUUAUAAAUAUUUAAUUAAUUUAAUGGAUAAAGUUUUAAUAUCACUUGGGGUUGAAGAAGAUGAUCAUUAUGAUUGGAUGGAUCUAAAUGGAGGACGAGGUUGGGAUGCUGCUCUUAAUAAAAAGGCCAACUUACAUGGAUAUGGUAACCCUCAUCCACCUCAACAAAGACAUCAUCAACUGAGACUUCAACAACAACAAGUUCAACAACAACAUCUUAGAAAUGAUCUGACUAAUUCAAAGUUAUUAUCUUCCCAAAGGAAUAUAAGAUCAUCAUCUAAUCAUAACAAUCCAAGACCAAAAUCAUUAUCAAUAGGAAAUUAUCAAUCUAUUUCUCCUGAUUCAAGAAAUCAACAAUUCUUAAACAAUGGAGGUGGAGGUCCUAUUUAUAAUAGUCAAGCUCAAGCUUAUCAACAACAUCAUCAACAGGGAAUGUUGCCUGUAAGAGAUGAUGGCGAUUUACAUUCAGAUACUUCAAGUUUUAAUGAACGUAGGAAACAUCAAUCGGGUGGAUGUUUUAGAUGGUUAUUUUAUUGUUGUUUCUAA
Scheffersomyces amazonensis is the source of this 1368-nucleotide messenger RNA. RefSeq names its product casein kinase. The record is from RefSeq and is a predicted model, not a curated record. Gene Ontology annotation, biological process: endocytosis; signal transduction; peptidyl-serine phosphorylation. Gene Ontology annotation, cellular component: nucleus; cytoplasm. NCBI's taxonomy places the organism in Eukaryota, Fungi, Ascomycota, Pichiomycetes, Serinales, Debaryomycetaceae. The transcript has a single exon. Bases 1 to 1368 code for a protein of 455 amino acids. Gene Ontology annotation, molecular function: protein serine/threonine kinase activity; ATP binding.